GCUAUUUUUAUCUUGUGUGAUUGAUUGCUUGAAUGUUUGCAUUGUUCUGUGUUGUAUUUCAUCUUUGGAUCUUAACUGCAUUGCACCAUGACAUAUCAGAGUUCUGCUUAUAGCCAAUGUAAUUGUGACUGUGGUCUGUGUGAAGUGUGUCUCAAACAGUAUUCGAGUAAGUUGUAAAGCUGUUGAAAAGCUGUUUGUUAGUUUCUGGUGUAACAAAGUUAGAUAGCUGAAAGAUCUCAGAUGGUUGGUACUACAGGCAGUGAUGCAUGUAUAGGCUUACAUAUUUGUGAUAAUUUUGUAACUGAGAUAUAUAUUAAACCUUCUGUAAUAACACUGAAACUCUUCUACUAAGAAAAAACAGAGAAGUGAACAGCGUUUGAGGGUGUUAGCAACAGAGAAAAGGCUUGGGAUUCUUGUAAUUAUUUUCUGAGUGAAACAGAAGAGACAAGAGAAGGCAAGGAGAAAGGUUAUAUUGUAAAGAAUCUUUAUCUUGAUUACAAUAAUUAAUAUGGUGAAAUUGCUAUCUCUCGGUGAAGUAGGCCACAUUUGCUGAAACAUGUACUCGUGUUAAUCUCCCUUGUCCUAAACUUUUUUGGUUUUUGGUUUAAGUGUUUUUUUGUGCUUGUGUUGCUGUGUUGCCUGGUUUACAAGAAGCUUCUUAACCCAAUUGUUGUGACAAUUUGCAAUGGCUGCAAUGUAAUUGUGACUGAAAUUUGACUGCAAUUUAAAACCUUAACUAUAAGUAGUAGGAGCCUUAAUCAAUGCAGUUUCAUUCAAUUGUGCUUCUAAAGAUGCUUUUCAACCUGUAGAUGUUAGUGGUUAAUGAAACAUGGUUUUGAAUGAUGGUAGCUAUAGAGAACCAUAGAUGCCUACCUUAGUGAUAAAGAUAAUUUCCAUGCUGACUCUUGAUUCUGGUGAUGUUUAUCAUGUAUAAAGAACCUUUCUAGUGUUAGCUACGGGAAGUUUGGUAUUACAGAUUCCCCCCACCCUGAUACCAUCAGAUGUGAAAAUUCCAUGUCCAAAAUCUCCUAGAAUCAAGUUAUUUUUUUAUGAAUUUGUGUGGUCUUUUUUAUUUUUUGAAAGGCAAUUUGUGUGGUCUUUAACCCAAACUAGAAUCAAGUUAUUCACUUGUAUUGCCUGAGGACCUGUUGUUUGGGGUUUUGAUUUGCCCCAGGAUCAGUAUUGAAAGUAUAUUUUGUUUUCUUUGUUUGCUCCAUUUGAUAAUUACUCUCAAUUAGUUUUACAUCUAGAAUAUCCGACUAUGUAACAUGCAUUCAGGUAAAGUAAAAUGAAUUUCAGUAAUUAUUGAGGAAAAGAUCAACAUGGGUACUCUGAAAUUGGAUUCUUUAUGUUGGAGUUUUGAAGUUACCAUCUUGCACUAUCUCAUACACUACUUAGCUAUAGAGAUGGGAUUGAGAUCAGAAAAAAAGAGGGAGAAAAAAACCAAAUUAGGCAAUAUGGAUGAGAAAUUUGAAGAUUGUAUGCGAAUGACCCUUAUCUAACACUGGAUUACUAUGCAUCAACUUGCCCCGCUGUGUUUGACAUUGUUAGGAAGGAAAUGGAAUGUGCAGUGCUUUCUGAUCCCCGCAAUGCAGCCAUGAUAAUUCGGCUACACUUCCAUGAUUGCUUUGUUCAGGGAUGCGACGGAUCAAUUUUGCUUGAUGAUACAAUCACACUUAAAGGUGAGAAAAACGCAGCUACCAACAUCCACUCUUUAAAAGGCUUGGGAAUUGUUGAUAAAAUCAAGAACAUAGUUGAAUCAGAGUGCCCUGGAAUUGUUUCUUGCGCUGAUAUUCUCACUAUUGCAGCCAGAGAUGCUGUGAUUCUGGUGGGUGGACCUUACUGGGAUGUUCCUGUGGGAAGGAAGGAUUCUGUCACUGCAAAUUUUGAUCUUGCCAACACCAAUCUUCCCACUCCUGAUGAGAGCCUUCUCUCUAUCAUUGCCAAGUUUCUUUACCAAGGACUAUCUGUCACAGAUAUGGUAGCCCUUGUAGGAGCCCACACCAUUGGCAUGGCACAGUGUAAGAAUUUCCGUUCAAGAAUUUAUGGAGACUUGGAAUCAACCUCAGUGAAAAAUCCAAUCUCCGAGAGUCACCUAAGCAACUUGAGAUCUGUUUGUCCACCUAUUGGGGGAGGAGACAAUAACAUAACAGCAAUGGACUACAUGACACCAAAUCUCUUUGACAAUUCUUUCUACCAAUUACUACUAAAUGGGGAGGGACUUCUCAACUCAGACCAAGAAAUAUACUCAAGUGUGUUUGGAAUUGAAACUAGAGAGAUUGUGAAGAACUAUGCAGCAGAUCCUCUGGCUUUCUUCCAACAAUUCUCAGAGUCAAUGGUGAAAAUGGGAAACAUCACAAACUCAGAAAGCUUCUUCACUGGGGAAGUUAGGAAGAACUGCAGAUUUGUGAACACAUAAUAAUAGACUUCAUUUUUUGUGUUUUUUGUACGUUUUGUCCGUUUCCAUACACAAAGAACCAUCAAAUUCAUGCUAUAGCAAGUUGAUGUGUUAAAUCUAAGCUAGCAAUUUUAUUAUAUAAUGAACAUUAAGUGAGAAGUUGAUGAUAUCAUUCUUUUCUUCAUAUAAAAGGUGAGUGUUGAGUUUGAUAAUGAAAGUUGUAAGAGCCAACUCCUGAGUCGUAUGUCAUACAUUUAAUCUAUACAAGGAGUUGCUUUAAG
This is a messenger RNA of Glycine soja, 2679 nucleotides long. Its product is annotated as peroxidase 11-like. Gene Ontology annotation, molecular function: heme binding; peroxidase activity. Gene Ontology annotation, biological process: hydrogen peroxide catabolic process; response to oxidative stress. Lineage: Eukaryota; Viridiplantae; Streptophyta; Magnoliopsida; Fabales; Fabaceae. Bases 1559 to 2419 code for a protein of 286 amino acids. The record is from RefSeq and is a predicted model, not a curated record. The transcript is spliced from 5 exons.